This is a messenger RNA of Mizuhopecten yessoensis (Yesso scallop), 5984 nucleotides long. Its product is annotated as protein unc-79 homolog. The coding region runs from base 98 to 4219 and encodes 1373 amino acids. The record is from RefSeq and is a predicted model, not a curated record. Lineage: Eukaryota; Metazoa; Mollusca; Bivalvia; Pectinida; Pectinidae. Gene Ontology annotation, molecular function: protein binding. The transcript has 29 exons.
CGGCUCUCUUGUCGAUAUCAAUGCUGCGAUUGCCCAGAGAACUAUACAGUACUUAGAAACCAUUAAGAAAACCUCCAUAAAGUGUCUGUGUCAGUGUAUGGAGUUCCAGUUUGACCAUGUCAUCUCGGACCGGAUCAUGAUCCUACAGAGGAUGCAGCUGCUUGCCAAUGUACUAAAGGACCAGAAGAUCCUGUCCUGGGAGUUUUUCAUGGCUCGCUUUGACAGUCUUUCCUUGGAGGCCCAAUUGGACCUGGAGAACCAUGGCGACAUCGCUUGUCCUACAGAUCUUACCAGCAGUGAUAGGGAGAGUGAACACUUCCUAAGGAAGAUAAACAGAGCCAGGUUUGCGAUGGCACGGACAGACAGUAUCCGGUCCCUGAGCAUGAGUAUGAAUGGGAAACCCCCAUACCGGCGGGCCGUGUCAGUACCGAUGCAUCUCCUUACCAAGACCACCCCACCGAAACUAGACCAAGCCAAAGAGAAGUCUUGUAUCAGACAGCAGUCAGAACCUUACUUCAACCUUGGUCGACGCAUGACCGCCAAACACAACAUGGGAACCUUCGGUAAUAUGAUGUUCCCAGGUGGUCAGCUGAAGGAGUUUACAGACGAGGAAAGUAACUUCACAGCCCUGCUACAGAAAGCCAUGGAUAUGGAGGGAGUGGACAGAGACACGGUCUACACACUGGUCAACCUCCUGAUGAAGUUUAUGGUGAAGUGUGGACACGAGAAUGAUGACAAAAACACCAGCAAGACACAGAAUAUUGUCCUGAGACACCUGAACAUCUUACUGGGCUAUAACCAGACAGAGAAAUCCUUCAGCGUGCCUCCUAACAAGCUAAGAACCUCAGCCGUAUUCAAUGCGUUUCUGUCUGGAGUUCCUGCAGUGCUUGACCGUAACUUUGGCCUUGGCAGUACCAUACUGCCCAUUACACUGCUGCUUCUCCAGUACAGCCCAUCUCCCCAGCGCUACGCCAGCGACUACCAGCCUCCUAACUAUACUUUGUGGUUCCUUGAGCCCCACACUCGUAUCUCCUGGCUGUCAACUCUGCUGGUCAUACUCUACAAGUACCAGUUCUACACCUCCCCUGUGUCGGCCAUCAUACAGACACUGAUCCGCAUCGUCAUCAACACCCUAGACGCCCAGCAUCAUCGCUGUAAGACUUCUCAUGAUGAUGGCUUCCCGCCCCCAAGUCCGUCUGUCAUCAGAAGCAAAGACAACAAAAUGAGCAAUGACCUUGAAAAAAUUCAAGAGACAGAAACCCCACCACAGAGCCCUAAAUCCAAGGAAACUGUGGCACUGAAUCUUAAGUCCCCUUCAGAGGCCAGUACUGUGUCCUACACCAGAGAAGGAGGAGCUACCGGGGGUUGCUUUCCUAUCAAGGAGCAGAGUGUGGAGGAGACUACAGAAACCCCUAAACGACCUGUUCGACAGCGCAAGCCACGCAAGAUUAUAGAGUACAAUGAACCAGACAGUGGCAAGGGGUCAAAGGUCAAGGACAAGGAUGAAAGUCAGUCACUUAAGGAGAAGAGUGGGGGUGGGAUCCACCAUUCGCGAGCUGUCCGGGCCCGCCCACUGUCUCCCCUGGCCCGCUCACCUACCACACCUAUCUCUCGCCCCACAACUCCUACGACCUGUCCUACAUCUCCAGCCAAAAUCCUGACCACUCCUACAGAGGAGAAACAGACUUCACCCUCUUCUGUGGAGAGUAUCAUGGCUCAGCAACUCCAGGCGUUUUCCACCUCUAAAUCAGACACAUUGCCUGAGAGUCCAGAAGAUCAAUCUGAGGCCGAUGAUAAGAGUGGAAGUGCCAUUGUUGAGCCUGUGUCGGUGAUACCCGCGUACCUCAGUGGUAAGGGGGCACGCUCAGUGAGUAGCAGCAUCACAGAUGGGUCCAGUUCUCGCUCAACCACAACCACCACGGCCGACAUAAGUCACGGAGGAAUGUCCGAGAUUGAGAGUGCAGAGGAUAGUGAGAAGACUCAGACAACCUCUGAUGCUGAUGACUCUGAGAAACACACAGACUCUGGAGGUGAUCUGACACAAGAGGACAACAAAGGUGACCAGGACUUACUGACCUUGCCCGGCAGAUGUAACACCAUCAAACCAAACUUCCGUCAGAGGAAGGCGCGUAAGACGGGACUGACCACUGUAGAACUACAGAAAAUCUACCCGGACAUGACGGAACCUUCACAGGAGGAGCACAAACCUACAGGUCGUAGAUCAAGGAAAAACGAACAAUUAACAAACAGGAAAACUCCUAAAAAACCGACCUCCUCCCGGUUCGGUGAUAAUGUAAUGGUGGAGCGGUGUCCUGAGUGUAACGUCCUCCUGGAGCAGUAUGACGAGGACACUAUUGGUUAUUGUAUCGUAGUUCUGUCUACAUUUAUACACAGGGAGCCAUCACUAGCCACACCCCUUCUGUUGGAGACACUACAGUGUGUGUCCAUAAUUGCUUCCAGUAGCCCUUUUGUUUGGCAAGGACAAAGUAACCUGAUGGUUCCGGGUAACAGCGUCAGUAUAGCCCGCCAGUUCCUCCGUUGCUGUCUGCACCAACUGGCCCCCAAUGGCGUGUUUCCCAUGCUGUUCCAGAGUACCCUUGAAGACCCUCCGUUUUUCAAGACGAUGGCAGCUGCGUUGGUAGACUUCAAUGAGCUAACCUGCCAUGCUCCUAUUCAGUUUCUGUUGGAGGGGUUAAACAACCGUAAGAAUCUGCCACCUCCUGAGAACAUAGUCAUCAUCCUCAACAAUCUGUCAACCUACAUGAACUACAUCUCCCUGGAAACCUCUGCUCCCAUGGUUACCAGCAUCAUCAGUCAGUUUGACAUUUUCAUGAGGAAGUUACCGACUGUGCUGCCCAACCCUUGUGACACCACAGCACUCCUUAAAAUCAUCCUGGCUAUCCUCAAAGUAUCGGGCAUCAACAACGCCAGGUAUAUCCUUGAACCCUUCUCCAAACUGCUCAGCUUCACCAUACAGAACUGCUCCUUCAAACUCCAACAUCUCCUUGACAUCUGUUCCGUGUGUAACCGUGUCUUCUUCAAGGAAAGGGACAAGCUGUAUCUUACUAGGACCGUCAUCUUUGAGCUGAUCCAAGCUAUGAAGUUCAAACACAGUCUGCCGGAUGAGAACUUCCUCCUCCUGGUACAGUUCGUUGUGCUGGAUGCGGGGGGCACGAUUGGAAACACAAACAUUGUUGGGGAGGGAGGCAUGCUUUAUCACAGUCAUGCUAACAUGCUCAUCAGUACGUGUGCGGCAGAGUGUAUGAGGGACCACCUCCAUGACUCCAUCGAGUUUGUAGCUGACCCCCACACUCUCACAAAGGUCAAGAGUAAUAUGAAGGGAGGGUCUAGCAGCCUGAAUGAGGACACCCUAGGGAGCCAGCUCAAGUCAGGCAUAGCCCAGUUUGUUUCUCUUGAGAUGACUCGGGGCAAUGGUCGGGACAACAGGGCUAUCUCACGGUACCUACCCUGGCUAUAUCACCCUCCCUCCACCGUACAACAGGGACCAAAAGAGUUUACCGACUGUAUUGGACACAUCCGUCUGCUGUCCUGGAUUCUCAUUGGCUCCCUGACUCACACAGCAAUGACAGAAGGCUCCGCCCCCAUCUCAUGCCUUCCAAUCCCAUUGGAUGCCAGCACCUAUAUAGCUGAACACGUUCUUGUAAUCAUGACUGGCUUUGAUGAAAGGUUAAAGGACAAUAUCCUUCACAUGAGCUCUCUUUUCCAUGCCUUUAUACUAUGCCAGCUAUGGACAAUGUACUGCGAGUCGGCUGCAGCCCAGCACCCUAUCCACAGUGAUAGUUACAAGGUGGCCUCCUCUACCGUAAUGGACUUCUGGGGGCGGGUAACUCCAGGGAUACUACAGAUGCUUUCUACACCAAAGGAGCCUGGGGACAUCAAAGUAACAACACAUCAGCUUGCGGAGAAAGUAAACUUACAGUUCCUGAGUCUGAUGGAGGCCCUGCGAGAGUGCAACUCUUCAGUUUUAGCCAAGUUGUUUCCGAUGUGGACGACCAUUUUGUUUACUCAUCACUCCAGUUUGUCGGGCCAUCACCAGGUGAAGCUACAGACAUGUGAGAACUGGGAACCCCCCAGUCCCACUAAGGACCUGGCCUCUGUCAACUCAACAGUCCUCCUCAACUGGCUCAAACGUAGCCAGUUCAAACUUGGUCAGAUUGAGGUCCAGUCCUCCGCGGCCACCCAGUUCUAUGCUGUAUAAUCUGCCAGACUUAUGCUGUGUAACACAAUGACAAUGGUUGUGUGAAUUAACCCAGCUAUAUAAUGUAUUGCCAAUGUUUUAAGCUGGUCUCCAACAAAGUAGUUCUACUAUUUUUAUCGUACAACUUUUGCUAAUAUGACCCGAGUUCCUGCUAUAGUAGGUCCUCAAUAAUGUGUUCGCUAAACAAGAUGGAGAUCAAUUCUUGGGGAUAGAAAAUAGCGAAAAUACAGUAUUAUAUGUUACCUGGUACCAAAGUGUAGUUGAAUAACUUUAAUUGUAAUGUUGAGAUUGGAAAACUUCCAAAAAGUAUCUUGUGCAAUUGUUUCUUCCAGUCUUAUGUACAGUAAAACAUGUUUAUGAAAAGCCGAGGGGAACUGAGAAAUCAGUUCACUACAGUAAAGCAUAUUUAAAAUGAAAACCAAUAAAGGUAAGAAAUUGAUUAUAGAUCUACAGCUGUAAUUGGUUACAGAGUGUGACGUUACAGAGAUACGAGGCAGUGAAGAUACAGUAUUUAGGAAAUAAGACCUUGCCAGAGAAAAAAACUAUGACUUUUACUGUAAACAAGAAUUCACAAUAAGCAUGUUUUACUGUAUCUAGUGCAGUCAUUGGUAAAGUAUUGUGACUUAUUUUAUGAACUCUUUAUCUGGUGCAAUAGUUUGAUAAAUUAUUCUGACAUUUUUUAUGUUACCCACAGGGGCAUCGCACAGACACCCAACCCCCAUGGUCCAUAUAUAUGUGUGUAUUAAUUAUCAUGUAUCAUGAUACACAUAUAUACAGACUGUUGGGUUGGAGAUCUGUGUCGCACCCACGUGUUGUUACCUAGUGCAAUAGUAUUGAGUUUUAUUGUGAAGCAUUAUUUUACAUUUAUUUUUUAUAUGUUAAUUAUUACCCCGUAAUUACAUUUUUUGGGACUUUUUCACAUUUAAACUCUGUAUUUUAUGUAGUGUUCAUAACCCGUCCAUCAGAUGCCAACGGUCACCUUUCACUAAACCCCAACAUCUAAUUCAGUCUCCAAGACCAAAGUGUGAGUAGAGUAAUAGAUUAUAUAGAAGCUCAUUGUAGAAAUAUGUUCAUAUUUAACUCAUUCACCCCCGAGAUUUCAUAAUGAACUAUUCCAACCUUUUCAUUGGAAGAGUUCAAAUGUGUCUUCAGGGGUGAAUGGGUAAACACUGUAUACCACCAAUGCUGUUAUAUAACCCUACAUGAUUUAUUGCUUUGUAACUAUUAUAGAAAAUGGGGGCGGGAGCUGAGUUACGCAAAGUGAUAAAGCCAAAACGAAUAUAUGCACAAUGUAGUGGUUUGUAUCUAUUAUACAAUGUGUUUUUUUAUAACUUUUAGCUGCGACAGGUAACCAGAAAAGGAUUUUUUUUGUUUUUGUGACAUGUUAUGAUGUAACUCUCAAAAUAGGAAUUAUGAACCUUUAUUAGUGACAGAUCACUGUUGAAAAAGGAAUUGAAUUUCUUGGCCAAUAUUUGUGGUCGGUAACUAUUUAAAAGGAAUUCUUCAAAUGUAGGUGUGUAAGGUAUUAAACCACUAUAAAACAAAUUCUUAUCUUUUAAUUUGCGUCUAGUUGGUGUCUGAUAUUAUUGUUGAAUCUGAUGGACUUAUAUUGAAUUUGCCAAAAAUAAAUGUACAUUAAGAUAUUAUAUACAUGUUAACCAGAAAAUAUUAUAUUGUUUAUGUUAGUUUAUAUUUAUUAGACAAGUUUUAGAUUCUAUACCAUUUGAUGUUGUUUGUUUAUUGCAGUGUAUUUAUUGAAAAUAAA